CAAGUGUCUGCGAGAGACACUGAAUCCUGCCAUGUUGAGCAAUGGAUCGCAGAGCACAAAUGCGUUGGUAGCACCAGCAAACAACAGAGGCUGCGAGAGAUUAUUGCAGAGGAAGACAAUUUAGCGGCUGUUCAACCAGCAAUUUUAUUUCUGCUCGGCGGAAUGCAAAAAGGUGCCCGAGGCAGAAUAUUCAGUGGAAUGACAGACUGCGGUGACAGUAGAGGGAGCGAACUGUGAGCUUACUGCGUUUGACCAGGCCCUGGCAGAGACAGUUCCUCAUCACCUCUCAGUUUGUCUCAAUCAUACAGAUGUAAAAGCAAAACUGAAAGAGGAAUAUGGGGAUUGGCUGUCUGUCGUGUGUUUCCACCAGCUGAGGCUCAAAUAAACGCUGCUCGACAAGCAGGGGGAGCAUGUACAAGAGGAAUGGCCUGAUGGCCAAUCUGAGAGUGACGUCUGCCACACCAGAGGGCAGCAGUAGUUCAGACUCUCUGGAUGGACAGUACUCGGAUUAUGCUAUGAAAAGCUAUGAUGCCGUUGUAUUUGACGUACUGAAAGUGACACCUGAAGAGUUUGCUAGUCAAAUCACUCUAAUGGAUGUCCCAGUAUUUAAAGCGAUACAACCAGAGGAGCUGACCAGCUGUGGAUGGAAUAAAAAGGACAAACAUAUCCUGGCACCAAAUAUUGUUGCAUUUACAAGACGGUUUAAUCAAGUCAGUUUCUGGAUUGUUCGAGAGAUCCUGACUGCUCAAACUUUGAAAAUAAGAGCAGAAAUAUUGAGCCAUUUUAUAAAACUAGCCAAGAAGUUGCUCGAAUUAAACAACCUUCAUUCUCUCAUGGCUGUGGUCUCGGGCCUACAAAGUGCACCAAUAUUCAGGCUCUCGAAAACCUGGGCACUAGUCAGUAGGAAAGACAAGGCUACAUUUGAGAAACUGGAUUAUUUGGUGACGAAGGAAGACAACUACAAGAGAAUGCGUGAAUUCAUCAGCAGCUUGAGGAUGGUUCCCUGCAUCCCUUACUUAGGAAUUUACUUGUUGGACUUGAUCUAUAUUGACUCAGCCUAUCCUGCAUCAGACAGCAUCAUGGAAAAUGAGCAGAGAUCGAAUCAGAUGAACAACAUUUUGAGGAUCAUUUCAGAUUUACAAGUUUCUUUCAAUUGUGACUAUCUGGUAACAUUACCCCAUGUGCAGAAGUACUUGAAAUCUGUACGGUAUAUCGAAGAGCUACAAAAGUUUGUCGAAGAGGACAACUACAAACUAUCUUUGAAGAUAGAACCAGGAAACAGUUCUCCUCGUCUGGUCUCUUCCAAAGAGGAUCUAGCAGGUCCCUCUGAGGUUUCAGCCUCAGUGAGAUACAGCCGGAGACCAACCUGUCCUGAUGCCUCUGUAGUAGGAAGCCUGAACACUCCCCCGGUGCCCAGACACAGGAAGAGCCACAGCCUGGGAAACAAUGUGAUGUGCCAGCUUAGUGUCAUUGAAAGUAAAAGUGCAACAUUCCCAACAGAGCGUCCACGGCACCUACUGGAUGACAGUGUUCUUGAAGGUCACAGCCCAGCCAAGAAUCAGGAAAGUUCCAUUUUUUCCAAUGGAGUUUCGAUAGGAAGCAGCGAAAGCUCUGAGUUCAGUGAAGAGCUGUCCUCAGGAUUGGAGAGGAAUCGGUUGUAUGCAACACUAGGUCCCAACUGGCGGGUUUCAGUAAAGAAUUCUCCAAGGAGUCGAUGCAAUAUUAACAGUCCAACUGACGCAUGCAGUUGCCCCCUAAGUGGUGCAGCCGGAGCCAUCACCAUAGAAGGACCAUUGAGACGGAAAACUUUACUGAAGGAAGGCAAGAAGCCAGCGAUGUCAUCCUGGACUCGCUACUGGCUCAUACUUUCUGGAUCACUUCUGCUGUAUUUCUCUGCAAAGUCACUCAGAGCUUCUGAGAGGAAGCAUUUCAAAUCAUCACCAAGUAAGAAGGUAUCCAUAGCAGGAUGGAUGGUCGUUCUACCUGAUGAUCCAGAGCACCCAGACAUCUUUCAGCUAAGUGAUCCUGACAAAGGUAACGUUUACAAGUUCCAGACCAGCUCAAGGUUUCAUGCGAUACUGUGGCACAAACAUUUGGAUGAUGCAUGCAAAAGCAACAGGCCUCAGAUACCCACUAACCUUAUGUCGUUUGAGUGAACAUAUGGAUCCAGUACACAUGACGUGAUCAAAGUGCCAACCCAAGCAAUGGGAAAUAAAACUUUUAAGUGAAGAGAAAAAAAACAAUCUUAUGAGGAGAAAUCUGUGCAUCAACUGCCAGCGUUGAAUACUGAAGCACUUUUUUUGAAGCUUACUACAUGACCCCGAAAUGAUUUUGGUAUGUCUUGAAAGAGGAAGUGAACAACUGCUCCUAAUUUAUGGUAUCGGCUGCAGACAUUAGGCACAGUUUUAGCAUUGGCGAAACUACAGAAACUGACUACACUGCAAGGAGCACAGGUGUCAACCAAGGAACUGUGCAUAAUAACUGCUGCCUAAUUUUUUUUUUAAUGUUUGUUUUUUUUCUUAAGCUGCUUUAUUGUAAUGGAACAAUUUUUAGCCCAUGUUGGGUAUUAACUUUCUUAUGCACAAAACAUACUACUGACAGUGUUAACAGGCUGCAUUGAGUGGCAUUUAGAAUAGUAAAUCAGUGAAGAGAGUUUUUUUUUAAAUGAAGUGCACUGAAUUGUUUGGCACAGUGGUUGCCUCAAAAUUGUCUGCAUCAGUGAUAGUUCUUUCACUGUUCCAGCAAUCUUCUCCAGCUGGUGGAGUCUGAAUCCAUUGUGACAUUCGAGCAAGCCUAACAGUUCACACUGUUCCCAAACCAAUUUAUUUUUAAUCUCUUUCCCACUCCUCCCCCCGCCCCACUCCCCCACAAUCUAACUCGCGCUAACCCACCCUCAUACCAGACAGUAUUGCUAAGUUCAGAGGACGUGUGUGUGCUCUUUCUGGUCCAAGCCCUUUGACAGUGCCAAUCUCUAACCGGCCACUAGAAGAAGCGUUCUGCCCAUAUACAGCACUGCCGGGUAAAGGAACCAUUAUACAACCAGUCCAAGUAUGUCUGCUUUAACCGUGCUGGACUUGUGCUUUACAUCAUCAGGUUAUGCUACUUAUAAUACAGUUGGUUACAGCUCCAAGUUAACCGGGUUUGCACAACAUCCAUCAUUUUAUUUUGCCAUGCAACUUGAUUCCAGCAUCCUCGAAAGACAGCUUCAGUUUCUAAAUAACUAUUUGAAAUGACUUCUGCAUAAAUGUUGCAAUAAGUAUGUAAUGUAUGAUGACCCUCAUUUGUUGUGUAUUAUUUAAAGGCUGAAUAUAGUAGUCAAUAUUCAACCAGGGUAUGUAACAGAAGUAGGGUUCACCUGACUGCAUAGUCAAAACGAAUGAAACUUGAAUGGUUUUACAACAUUAUCUGAAUGUCCGAGAUGUGUUAUAACUUGUAAAAUACUGUGUCGCUGUGUGUUUAACUGUAUCUCAUGGUUUCCACAUAAAGUAUAUUCUGUUUCGGC
This is a messenger RNA of Carcharodon carcharias (great white shark), 3502 nucleotides long. It is a transcript of the gene ralgps1, whose product is annotated as Ral GEF with PH domain and SH3 binding motif 1. Gene Ontology annotation, molecular function: guanyl-nucleotide exchange factor activity. Gene Ontology annotation, cellular component: plasma membrane. The coding region runs from base 411 to 2156 and encodes 581 amino acids. NCBI's taxonomy places the organism in Eukaryota, Metazoa, Chordata, Chondrichthyes, Lamniformes, Lamnidae. The transcript is spliced from 21 exons. Gene Ontology annotation, biological process: Ras protein signal transduction; positive regulation of GTPase activity. The record is from RefSeq and is a predicted model, not a curated record.